Molecule: messenger RNA, 3831 nt
Organism: Fusarium sp. VM40
Lineage: Eukaryota; Fungi; Ascomycota; Sordariomycetes; Hypocreales; Nectriaceae
Source: the annotation of a GenBank genome assembly
AUGAGUCGCGAAAUCCCUGGCUACUACUAUGAUUCUGUGAAAAAGAAGUACUUCAAGAUUGAGAAAACACAAACAGCGCCCGCAUCUGUUGCAUGGUCGACAGAUACUGUUAAACGGCGGAAGAUCGAGGAAAAGGCUCAGAAAGUUGCCCAGCGUCGAGCUCACCUGAUACGAAAUCACAUCAAGCGCCACUUCGUUGCCAACGAUGCAGUUACUUCUGCUUUGCUUACUCGAGAAAUCAAUCUCCCGUACGCUUCAGAGCGUGGGCGUGGUAGGUUAGAGGAAGGAGAUCUUGGUGCUGCGGCGUGGGCAAGUGGCUUGGUGUCCAAGGGUGAUAUUCCCCUUGCGCCGAGCUUUGCGCGACAGAGAUAUGCAAAUAUGCCUUGCUUUUAUGUCGCUGGGGAAGACGAGAAGACCGGGUUGGGAGUUGCUUAUGCCACUUUGGAUGAGGAGACUUUGGUAGGGAGCUAUAUCCCUACAGACAAGAAUGACAAAAUUCACUACUCACGGGAAGCGUCCAACUCUAGCAGGGCUCUGUCUUUUCACACCGAGAGGGUCCGAUGUCCCCAGCUGUCAUCCAUCAAGUACCAUCGCCCCUCACAUAAGCUGCUCCUCACCUCCCGCGAACCAGAUCAUAGCUGUGGUAUCUACUUUUUCUCACCACUACUAUCAGAUCCUGAGGAUAAAACUCGCCCACAUUGGCUUCUUGGUGAAACAAACCACUACCAAAGGCUAUCUGUACGCCACGGUCCACAAGACGAGUGGGUCGUUCAUAGCAGUACACCCGCUCCUCCUUCAUCGGAUCUGAUUUGUGUUGUUGGCUCAAAUAGCGGCCUUCUCCAGGUGCGCUCCAAUGAAACCCUCUCAGCUAUCACGCCUGGCGCCACUCCCAAGGGUAUGCAAGUCCCACAAGAGAUAUUUGCGCAGGAUUUUCAAAAGGGCAAUCAUAAUGUUUUGCUUGCGGGUGGAAGGCAAUCCAGGCUUUGGCUAACAGACCUUCGCGCUCCUGAGCCCCAAUGGUCUUUUGCCAAGCACACGAGCUCCAUCUCGCAUAUCAAGAGUGUCAACCCACACCAGAUGUCUUCUGACAACGAGGGCGAAUAUGGGCCAUCACAUAUGUACCCAACACCGGACGAGGCUAUGAAGCCCUAUGCUUUUCCGAUGUAUUGUAGUCAUGUGGAUGACACCGAAGAGGACGAGGCUAUGAAGCCCUAUGCUUUCCCGAUGUAUUGUAGUCAUGUGGAUGACACCGAAGAGGACGAGGCUAUGAAGCCCUAUGCUUUCCCGAUGUACUGUAGUCAUGUGGAUGACAUCGAAGAGGACGAGUCCGAGGAUCUUUUCCUUUACCUAGCCCCGAACGAAGGUGAGGAUGGGGAUGAUGAGCAAGGCGAAGAUUCAUCUUCCGAGAUAUUUAACCUCGAGGCAAUAUUCACACGAAUGGACCAGAUCGAUUUGAACAGAAUCGACGGCAUGCUCCAAGUUGAUCACGAUAAGGAGAUUAGAAGCCUCAUUGGAGAUGAGUUAUCGGACAUCGAAAAAAGUUCGUUAGAAAUAACGAAAGACUGGGUAGAGAACACUCUGAGCUCUCUACCAGUAAACGAAGAAGUUUUGCAAGCCAUCGAGAAAGACGAAGACACUAGAGAGGCCAUUCGCAGGUAUCGAGAUUGGGUGGCGGAGAUCCUCGACUCAAUGGUUCUGCUCGCGCUUGCUUCUGGCGCUCAUCUGAACCUCCCUGUUGAUAUGAGAGGUUGGCUCUUAUUUCUCCGGGCCAACGCUCAACGUGACAGUAGAGAGCGCAUUAUCAAAGUUCUAACCAAUAUCUCCGUUGUAUCUGCAUGCAUACAAUAUGCAUGCGGACAACUUACUUGGGGGCCUGAUAUGUUCGAUGCCGUCCCAAGAAUCAACCUCGAAGACCCUGGAGCGGUUGGUGACGCAGUGACCGCCUAUCUCGCUGUAGGACACAAGUCCGCGAUAGUACAUUACCUUUACUCUGGAAGUGCAACAAACAUUAACGCCAUGCACAAGGAAAUCGGCGAAGAGCUAAGAAUGAUUCAGCAUGCACGCAUCUUGGCGUUGGGCAAGCAAGAAAUUCAACGCCAACGAAGCAUGGGGAAACCCAAUAUCUUCAGAGUGCAUGAGUGCCUCGCAGAUACAGGGGAGGGGGGGUAUUUUUUCAUCCCCCAGAUGAGGCUUCCGGUUGAUAUCAGUCAACCAGGCCAAGCGAUGUCCGCUACAUUGGCUCUCCUCUCGGAAACUAUAAACAUGGUGCUUCUGGGCACACAUUCCAUGGACUCUGUUCCCCGUCGAGGUCGUGCGGUGCAGUUCAUGCUGCAUGCGGACAAGCUUAUGAAGAAAUUUAGGCCUCAGAACUGUCCCGCUCCUCCUUGGAGUGGAACGAACAAGGUCCUGCCAUUAUUGCAAAUGCCGAGGUCCAUCUGGAAUCUUCUUCGUGAGGGUCACCGCCUGGCACCAAGACACGAACUGUUCCAACGUCUAAGGGAGCAUUUCAAAAAAACACAGGACUUGGCACUCUCUGAACAAGAGUGCAAGGACUUCCUCAAAGCAGACAACCGGUCCUUUGCGAGGCAUGAUAUCUGCACCUUGCGGAGAUUGUAUGCAACCGUGUUGAACGAGCUUGGUUUGGCAUACAAGACCGAUUAUCAGGCAUUCUUGUACACGCGCUGCGUCCUUUGGUGUUCGAUCAUUGCAGAGAUUGGCAGCCUGGACUGGGUCAAGGUUUCUGAAGUUGCCCAGAACAUUGCACCUGUUGCUCUGGCAGAGAAAUUUACCAGGGUUAAAUGCAUGGAGCUAUACCAUGACAUUGAAAGUGUCCGCUUCAAUCAGCACGUUCUGUUCCUAGCUGCCUGGGAGAAACUGCGAGAGGGCAUCCCUGACAAAUUUGCUUAUUCGAGAGCAAAGCUCCAGUUUCCCAAGCCCGUCAGGAUCAGAAUUCAAGACGUGUGUAGGCAUGUUCUUUUUGUGUAUAUGACUCAGCAAAAAUGCAUACAUCGUAGCCCUUCCUUGGUGACGUUAACAGCGGCCGAUCACACCAAAGUCGACCACUUGCAAACGCAAGUUUUAUGUCAGCUGAAGGAAGAUGUAAGUCUGUCAAACUCUGUACAGACCCGUGACGGGGCCUGGGAAGACGUUUCGUUCAUUCGGUACAUCGUCCGCGAGCUCAAAGUGGCUCGAAAGGAAGUCCAGCAGGGCAUGUCUCUUGCCGAGGCUGACAGAUGGAGCCACCUGUGUGAUCUUCUGCCCGGAUGGGCACAUUCUUUACCCAGUGCUAACGUAACUGGGAACAUGCUUAUGUCUGAGAUUGAAGUCGAGCACUACUUGGAUCCCAGGCUGCAGGAACCCCAGCCAACAGACAUAGUGCCUGUGGCAAGGCAAGAUUUUAUGCGACGCAUGCAGUCAUUGCAAGAGAAGCAAGUCGAGCCAGAUCGACUCUCAGGUGCACGUAAUCGAGUUGGACCAAAGGGUUCGGGUCUGGGCUCGAGGUCGGGCGACGAGCCCUUCGACUUGUGCGAUGAUAAUGGAACGCCUUUGAGCAUGAAGGUGUUCACGAUCCAGCGAGAGCGCAAAAGAAAAACUGUCAAAACGCAAGAAUCAAAACCAGCACCGGCAGCGGUACCGGCAGCUUCGGGAGUUUGUGAUCAUUGCGGCACGGUUUGGAAAGAUUUGCCGACUCAUAUGCCUUACUGUUUACGGAGGUGUGAAUCAUGCGAGAAGGACCAGCGACCAUGUGUGAGGCAUCCAGAAGAUCCCCUCAAAUGUCUGCAUUGCAAGUCUAAGGGUACAAAGUGUUCGAACUCACCUCAAACCAUGUAG